GUCACCCACCACCCGUCACGCUCUCUGCCGCUCAGUGACUCGAUCUUCUCGUUCCCACCACCAUUAUCGACAAUGGACCUCACCGUUGCCAGCGUAGAACAUAUCACGCGUGAAUUCAGAGCAGUAGUACUAUCUGGCUUUGGGAAUGAACUGAUCCCUCUGACGAGCGAUCACGGCUCAGAACCUUGUCCAAAAGCCCUGAUUCCAGUGGCCAAUAAACCUGUGAUAGAUUAUGUUCUUACUUGGAUAGAAGGCUCCGGUAUCAAAGAUGUUCUUCUAAUAUGCCCUACCACCCAUAAGGCUGCCAUUUCGCAUCACAUUCAUUCCGACCUCACUGCCGCUUCUUCUUCCCUCCGAAUUGAUGUUCAGACCUACGACGAAUCCACGGAAACGCCUGGUGGAACGUGCGCCCUCCUACGGCAUUUCUCGAGCCGAAUAACUGAAGAUUUUGUCGUCCUACCCUGUGACUUCCUCCCCCCGUCCACUCUUCCGUUAACCUCAAUCUUGAACAAAUUUCGUACGGAAAGUAUCAGUGAUGGUUCUCUUGCUACAACCUGCUGGUUCGCGGCUCACCAACAGGAGAAAAACACAAUCGUGGAAGAGUGGGGAUCGCCACCCGCGCCUUCUCCGAUUGUAUGGGAUGAAUCAACGGGAACUCUACUGCAUAUUGACAGCCCGGAUGAUUUGGAUUGGAAUUCAGAGGAACUUGAACUGAGGAUGUCCUUGUUGUCUCAUUAUCCCAGAACUCGACUUUCGACAAAUUUUCAAGAUUCACAUAUUUACGUCUGUCGUCGGUCUAUUCUUGAUUUGUUGCACGAAAAGCAACAUUUCGAUUCACUCAGAGAAGAAUUCAUGCCAUGGCUCUGCAAAAUUCAAUAUCAAAGGUUGAAGCAGGAGAAGUACGGAAGGAUUCUGAACCCUAUCACCAAUGCGGCUACUCAAACAGUGGCACUCAAUCACUCUUCUCUUCAUUUUUCAAAGGGAAGUCGUGCCAAGGCAGGAGAUUAUACACCCGACGAGGAACCCCCUUCCCCUCUUGAUUCUGACGCGAUCUCCGAAUUUUCUAGUCUACGGGUGGGGAUUGUCAUACACCAAGGCCCCGGCUAUGCGACGCGAGUCAAUACGAUACAGUCAUUAAUGGAAAUAAACCGACGAUUGUUGUUGGAUACAACAUACUCCCUUCCUACAGAUCCCAAAAGUCGUUCCCUCAUUGACCAAAAAGCUCAGAUAUCAUCGGACAGCAUGAUCGGUGACUUUACUCAAGUAUCGGAGCGCACGACAAUAAAGAAGUCGGUCGUUGGAAAACAUUGUGUUAUUGGUAAGAUGGCGAAAAUAGUUGGGUGUGUGCUGUUUGAUCACUGCGUGGUUGAAGAUGGUGCGAAACUAGAUGGGUGUGUUCUGGGGAAGAAUACAAAGGUUGGCUCCAAAGCCGAGCUCAGUCGAGUUGUAACGCAGGCUGGUUACGAAUUCAGUCCCGGAGAAACGACCAAAAACGAGAAACUUGAGGUUACAGACUGGACUGCGGAGGUAGACAAUUCGGAGGAGGGAAGUGAUGACGAGAGUGUGGACGAAAACGAGGAUGAAGAAUAAGAAAAUGAUUCUCUCACAUACUUAGAUGAUAGAAGUAACCAAAUUUUGUAAUAACGUGACAUAGUGUUCUCAUUAGGUCGAACCUGACCUGUGA
Molecule: messenger RNA, 1684 nt
Organism: Marasmius oreades (fairy-ring Marasmius)
Lineage: Eukaryota; Fungi; Basidiomycota; Agaricomycetes; Agaricales; Marasmiaceae
Exons: 8
Coding region: 73-1590 (505 amino acids)
Biological process (GO): cytoplasmic translational initiation; biosynthetic process
Cellular component (GO): guanyl-nucleotide exchange factor complex; eukaryotic translation initiation factor 2B complex
Molecular function (GO): guanyl-nucleotide exchange factor activity; translation initiation factor activity
Source: RefSeq, a predicted model, not a curated record